Messenger RNA from Pararge aegeria (speckled wood butterfly), 942 nucleotides. RefSeq names its product alpha-tocopherol transfer protein-like. The record is from RefSeq and is a predicted model, not a curated record. The transcript is spliced from 6 exons. The coding region runs from base 1 to 942 and encodes 313 amino acids. Gene Ontology annotation, molecular function: phosphatidylinositol bisphosphate binding. Lineage: Eukaryota; Metazoa; Arthropoda; Insecta; Lepidoptera; Nymphalidae. Gene Ontology annotation, cellular component: membrane.
AUGGACAGUGUUCGCAUAGACAAUAUCCUGGAGCUGAGACCGGAUACAGUGCAGUAUAUUCGCAAACUGUACAAUCUUGACAAACCAGAAAGCUUGGAUGACAGCAUAAAUAUAUUAAACGAAUGGAUUCAAAAGCAGCCUCACUUUAAUAAGAAGGACUUUAGUAAACGUUAUUUGGAGACGACACUUAUUGUUAACAAGGGAUCUCUGGAGCGUGCCAAAGUACAGUUGGAUAAAAUGUGCACGCUUAAAACAGUGCUGCCUCAAUUUUUUGGAAACUAUAACGUUAAAACUGAUUUUGAACAACUACACGAAGUGAUAAAAACUGUUGUGCUACCCAAAUUAACAGACGAUCACUACAGGGUAAACGUAAUGAAAUAUUACGAUGUGGAAUGGAAAGCCUCACAAGCAAUUCACUUUUAUAGACAUAACAUAAUUCUAGCAGAAUACCUGAGAGCUCACGAUUAUAUCCAUGGAAUAAUCGCAAUCAUCGAUUUGUCGGACACAAACUUGAUAAGUUUACUGAAAAAACUUAAUCCAGUCGAAAUAAGACAGUCUAUAUCUAUUUAUAUCGAUUGCUACGGUGUUCGAAUCAAAAAAAUUCACAUAAUAUCGGAGUCAACGUUUGUAGAUGGCAUUGUGACGAUAUUAAAAAGCGUAAUGAGUGCUAAAUUGGCUAGCCGGAUCGACGUCCACAAAAGUUUUGAGGAACUUCAUAAAUUUAUUCCAAAAGCAAUACUUCCCAUAGACUACGGUGGUGAGGAACGCUCAUUGGAAACUCUCCAAAAGGAAUUCAUAGAGGUGCUUUCAUCACAGGCACACUUGGAUCAAGUCAAAGAAAUGAAUAAAGCCACAACCAAUGAAUCCUAUAGGCAGAAAGACCAAUUUUCUGAACAUUACGCUGGAAUGCCGGGUACAUUUAAAUUUUUGAGUGUAGACUAA